This is a messenger RNA of Nicotiana tabacum (common tobacco), 2283 nucleotides long. RefSeq names its product protein NRT1/ PTR FAMILY 2.11-like. Gene Ontology annotation, cellular component: membrane. NCBI's taxonomy places the organism in Eukaryota, Viridiplantae, Streptophyta, Magnoliopsida, Solanales, Solanaceae. Gene Ontology annotation, molecular function: transmembrane transporter activity. The record is from RefSeq and is a predicted model, not a curated record. Gene Ontology annotation, biological process: transmembrane transport.
UAAUUAGAAUUUAUAGUAUUAUGAGUAAGCCCACAAGAUUCACCCUUGUGUCUGGAAUUACUAUAAAAAAGAAAGAGGAUUCGAGUAUGAGAAAGUAUCUUUAGAGCUAGAUCUGAGAAGUAACAGAAACAUAGUAGAGUUGUGGUUGGUUAAAAAGAACCCCUUUUAUUUUAUUUAUCUGCACCUGCUACAUUAUGCUCCAUUUCAGCUUCCCGAGGAGUAUAUAAAAUAGCAAGAAAGUGAGCGAUAAGUGAAAAUGAAUAACAAUAGGAUAGAAGCUAUGGAAAAGAAUGAGAAAACAGCAAGUACUAUUAGAGAUGCUGAUAAUGAGAAAGAACCUCAGAUUAACUACAGAGGAGUGAAAGCCAUGCCAUUUAUCAUAGGAAAUGAAACUUUUGAGAAACUUGGAGCUAUUGGCACACUUUCCAACCUGUUGGUUUAUCUCACUGCAGUUUUCAACCUGACGCACAUCACAGCCACCACUUUGAUUAAUGUCUUCAAUGGAACCACCAACUUUGCCACUUUGCUUGGUGCUUUCUUAUCUGAUACUUACUUUGGUCGUUACAAAACACUCGGAUUUGCAUCCAUUAUGUCUUUUCUGGGGUUGUUUGUGAUAUCAUUAACAGCAGUAUUCAAGAAGUUGCAUCCUCCUCAUUGCGAAUCCAAAGAUAUCAGCAACUGCAUAGGACCAACAGGGUGGCAAAUGGCAUUUUUGUUGAGUGGAUUUGGGCUACUGAUCAUAGGAGCAGCUGGGAUUAGGCCAUGUAACUUAGCCUUUGGAGCAGACCAAUUCAAUCCCAAUACAGAAUCUGGAAAAAGGGGUAUCAAUAGUUUCUUUAACUGGUACUUUUUCACCUUAACUUUCGCACAAAUGGUGUCUGUGACACUAGUGGUUUAUGUGCAAUCCGAUGUUAGCUGGUCCAUAGGAUUAGCUAUUCCUGCAAUAUUCAUGUUGAUUUCAUGUUUCCUCUUCUUUGGGGGAACUAAAAUUUAUGUGAAAGUGAAACCAGAAGGCAGCCCCUUGACAAGUGUAGUUCAGGUUUUGGUAGUUUCUAUCAAGAAAAGAAGGCUAAAAUUGCCAGAGCAACCGUUGAAAUCUCUUUUCAGUUACACUCCUCCCAACUCCAUCAAUUCCAAGCUUUCGUACACUCAUCAAUUCAGGUUUCUUGACAAGGCUGCAAUUGUAACACCAGAAGACCAAAUAAAAUCAGAUGGAUCAGCAGCCAAUACAUGGAACCUGUGCAGUCUGCAGCAAGUGGAAGAAGCUAAAUGUGUUGUGAGGGUAAUUCCCAUUUGGGCUGCAGCAAUUGUGUACCAUGUUGGAAUAAUUCAGCAGCAACAAUUUGUUGUCUUUCAAGCACUUCAAUCAGACAGACAUCUUGGCAAUAGCAACUUUCAAAUUCCAGCAGCAACUUACACUAUUUUCUCCAUGUUAAGCCUCACUCUCUGGCUACCCAUAUAUGACCGUAUCGUUGUCCCAUUACUCCGAAGACUCACUGGUAAAGAAGGUGGCAUAACAAUCCUUCAAAGAAUGGGAAUUGGCAUAUUCCUCAUUGUUUUAUCAUCCCUAGUAUCUGCCUUUAUCGAGGAACGAAGAAGAAAACUAGUUUUCACAAAUCCAGCAUUAGGAGUUCAUUCAGAAAGAGGUUUAGUUUCUUCUAUGUCAGCUCUAUGGUUAGUUCCUCAGUUAUCCUUAGCAGGACUUGCAGAGGCAUUUUGUGCCAUUGGACAAGUGGAAUUCUAUUAUAAGCAGUUCCCAGAAAAUAUGAGAAGCAUAGCAGGAUCUUUCUUCUUCUUGGGAAUGGCUGCUUCUAGUUACCUGAAUAGUUUCUUGAUCUCGAUAGUGCACCACACAACAGAAAAGGCUAAAACUGGUAACUGGCUGCCUGAAGACCUUAACAAGGGGAGAUUGGAUUACUUCUACUUCUUGAUUACAGCAUUGGGAAUCCUUAAUGUUUUCUAUUUCAUAAUAUGUGCCAGGUGGUACAAGUACAAGGGAAAUGAUGAAACUAGCAGCGUAGCACUUGAAAUGGAAAGGCAAAAUGUUGAGAAACAAUUCGUCUGACACGAAUUUAAGGAUCAACCCAAAUGGAUCAUCUCAUAUACAAUUCCUUAGCAGCCAUUUGCUUUGAAAGAAGUUGUGAUAGGAAAGCUAGAAGUCUAGAACAAAAUAGCAUUAAAUCCACGCCUCCAUUAAUCUCUCUCCUAUUGUUGAAAUUUAAAUGGGAAGAAGUGUAUGGAAGAGUAUUAUCAUAGUAGUAGUAGCUUUUAACCACAGUUGAA